Molecule: messenger RNA, 2288 nt
Organism: Vigna unguiculata (cowpea)
Lineage: Eukaryota; Viridiplantae; Streptophyta; Magnoliopsida; Fabales; Fabaceae
Product: LEAF RUST 10 DISEASE-RESISTANCE LOCUS RECEPTOR-LIKE PROTEIN KINASE-like 2.1
Biological process (GO): protein phosphorylation
Molecular function (GO): protein kinase activity; ATP binding; polysaccharide binding
Source: RefSeq, a predicted model, not a curated record
ACCAGGAUAAAUCAUAUUCAUUUAUUAAUAAUUUCAACCGGUGGUACCCUUUAAGUUAAUAUUUAAGUGCAUUCUCUCCGAUUUGAGGAGCUCAUGUAACAAUGAGCCUCUUAUCUUCUUUCAUUCGCUGCGCACAAUCAGUGGUUGUCUCGGUGGCCAUCAUUCUUGCGCUAUUCCACCAAAGUUGCAGUGCCAAGCAUCGCAGAUCCUGUCCAUCUUCUUCGUGCGGCGAAAUUCGCGACAUAAAGUAUCCAUUCCGACUGAAAGGCGACCCUGGCGGUUGCGGCCUCCCCAGCUACGAAUUUGAUUGCGUCAAUAACAGGACACUGCUUACUCUGUUUUCGGGAAAAUACUAUGUCAAGGAAAUCGAUUACAAUUGGUACAAAAUCCGGCUGACUGAUGCGGGUGUUGUGGAGGACACUUCUUGCUCUUUUCCUCGCAAUUUCUUAUCCACACGAAAUUUCAGUGUGUAUGAUAAUGAUCCGCUGAUUAUUUGGUAUCGUUAUUUUCCUGCAAAAGUGAUGUUUCUAAACUGUAGUAACCGAGUGAGUGAUGAUCCUCGAUAUGUGGAAGUGAAAGCCGGUGGUUGUGAUUCUGGAGGCGUUAUCUACGCCGUUCUGGAUUCCCGUGAGGUGAUUGAUACGGAAUUUACAGUGAUGGAUGUGAAGGUUGGGUGCAGAUUAAAGAUUGCUACCUUCGCAAACUGGACACAUGACAGGAAUUUUUCGUAUGCUGAUAUCCUCAAAUCUCUGGAAGAAGGGUUUUGGUUGUCUUGGUUACCACUUGUUUGCAGGGAUUACUGUGGAAAGGGUAUCUCUUGCAGCCUCAAUCAAACCACACAACAAAUUGAAUGCGCAGGUUGUGAAAUGUUCAACCACCCAGUCAGCAAUUGCGGAAUUCUAUCACGAAUUAAUCAAUACAUUAGAGGUUAUGUUGCAUUUGUCACACAUGGAUUUGUCAAUAGAAUUAAAAAUAUCAAACGAUCACUGUCGGACUACCGUGAUGGAGAAUUAAUAGGGCAAGAUAUUCUACCAAUAUUUAUAGCAGUUAGGUAUUUAUUUGGACUCUCACUUUUGCUAGUGUUAUUCGUCUAUAAAUGGCGAAGAAGACAUUUUUCACUGUAUGAAAACAUUGAAAAAUUUUUGUUGGACAACAAUAUAAAUCCCAUUAGAUAUGAGUACAAAGAAGUGAAGAAAAUGACUAAAGGUUUUAAAGUAAAGUUAGGUGAAGGAGGUUUUGGUUCAGUAUAUAAAGGAAAGCUUCGAAGUGGGUUAGACGUAGCAGUGAAGAUGUUGAACAAAUCUAAAGAUAGUGGAGAAGACUUUGUUAAUGAAGUAGCUACUAUUGGAAGAAUACAUCAUGUGAAUGUAGUUGGUCUUAUUGGAUAUUAUGUUGAAGAAAAAAAGCGUGGUCUAAUUUAUGAAUACAUGCCUAAUGGGUCGUUGGAUAAAUACAUUUUUUCUAAAGAAGGAAGUGCUCCUUUGAGACAUGAGAAGAUAUAUGAAAUAUCCCUUGGAAUUGCUCAUGGGAUUGCAUAUCUUCAUCAAGGUUGUGAUGUGCAGAUUUUACAUUUCGAUAUCAAGCCUCAUAAUAUUCUUCUAGAUAAUAACUUUACUCCAAAGGUUUCAGAUUUUGGACUUGCAAGGUUGUAUCCUACAAAAGAUGGAUCCAUUAUUUUAACUGCAAUAAGAGGAACAUUGGGGUACAUGGCUCCAGAGUUAUUUUACAAAAAUAUAGGUGGAGUUUCUUAUAAAGCUGAUAUUUAUAGUUUUGGAAUGCUUUUGAUGGAAAUGGCGAGUAGAAGAAAAAACUCAAAUCCUCAUGCAGAACAUUCAAGUCAAUAUUAUUUUCCCUUUUGGAUCCAUGAUCAAUUUAAAGAAGACAAAGAUAUUGACAUGGAAGGUGUUUCAGAAAUGGAUAAGAUUUUGAUGAAAAAAAUGUUUAUAGUUGCACUUUUGUGUAUACAAUUCAAACCAAGUGAUCGUCCAUCAAUGAAUAAGGUUGUAGAGAUGCUUGAAGGAAAAGUUGAAAGUCUUGCCAUUCCUCCAAAACCCUCCUUUUAUCCUCAUGAAAUGUUAGAAAAUGAUGGUACAAUCAACUCUCCGAAAACAUCAUGGAGUGAUUCAAAUAGUUGUUGCGUGAAUGUUGACAUAAAAAUUCCUAAUCACUCAUCUUUGGACUAACUCAUUUGGUACGAGUUAAGUAUUAGUAUGUAAAAGUUUGUAAUUUAAAAUUGUGGCUCAUGGAUUAUAUAUUAAUUAUACUCAGACUCUUAUAUGACUUUUUAA